UGAGGAGGUGAAAGAGGAGGAGGUGGUGGUGAAGGAAAAGGUGAAAUGGGUGGUGGAAUGGGAGGUAAAGAUGGUGAUGAGUUAGGUGGUAACAAUUGUGGUGACUCUAAAGGUGGUAAUAAUGGUGGUGAGAUUGGAGGUGGUGACGGUGAGACUAAAGGUGGGACCAUUGGUGGUGAUAAGGAAGGUAAUAUUGAAGGCGGUAGUAAUGGCGGUGAUAUAGGAGGUAACGAUUGUGGCGACUCUGAAGGAGAUAAUGGUGAUGACUCUAACGGUGGAAAUAUUGGUGUUGAGAUCGGAGGUGACAUUGGAGGUAACAUUGAGGGUGACAACAACGGCGGUGAGAUAGGAGGUAACAAUGGUGGUGAGUUAGGUGGUGAUAAUUGUGGUGUGACUAGAGGUGGCAACAACGGUGGUGAUAAUGGUGGUGACUCUAAAGGUGAAAAUAAUGGUGUUGUGACUGGAGGUGGUAAUGGAGGUAAGGUUGAGGGCGAUAAUAAUGGUGGUGAGAUAGGAGAUAGUGAUGGUGGUGAGUCAGGAGGUGAUAAUGAUGGUGACUCUAGAGGUGGCAACAAUGGUGGGGACAUAAGAGGUGACAAUGGUGGUGAUAUUAGCGGUGACACAAAAGGUGAAAAUGUUGGUGCUGAAAUCGGAGGUGUCAAUGGAGGUAACAUUGAGGGUGCAAAUAAUGGUGGUGGGAUAGGAGGUAACGAUGUUGGUAAGUCAGGAGCUGAUAAUGGUGGUGAAUCUAGAGGUGACAAUAAUGGUGGUGAAUCUAGGGGUGGCGAUAAUGGUGGUGACUCUAAAGGUGGAAACAUUGGUGUCGAGACUAAAGGUGACAAUGGAGGUAACAUUGAGGGCGAAAAUAAUGGUGGUGAGAUAGGCGAUAACGAUGGUGGUGAGUCAGGAGGUGAUAAUGAUGGUGACUCUAAAGGUGGUAACAAUGUUGGUGAAAUAGGAGGUGAUAGUGGGGAUGACUCUAAAGGUGGAAACAUUGGUGUUGAGAUCGGAGAUGGCAAUGAAGGUAAGGUUGUGGGCGACAAUAAUGGUGGUAUGGUAGGAGGUAACGACGGUGGUGAGUUGGGAGGUGAUAAUGGCGGUGACUUUAGAGGUGACAAUAGUGGUGGUGAUAUUGGUGGUAACACAAAAGGUGGAAACAUUGGUGUUGAAACUGGAGGUGACAAUGGAGGUAACGUUGAAGGUGGAAAUAAUGUUGGUGAGAUAGGAGGUAACGAUGGUGGUGAGUCAAGUGGUGAUAAUUGUGGUGUGACUAGAGGUGGCAAUAAUGGUGGUGAUAAUGGUGAUGACUCUAAAGGUGGAAAAAAUGGUGUUGUGACUGAAGGUGAUAAUGGAGGUAAGGUUGAGGGCGAUAGUAAUGGUGGUGAGAUUGGAGAUAACGAUGGUGGUGAGUCAGGAGGUGAUAAUAAUGGUGACUCUAAAGGUGGCAAUAAUGGUGGUGACAAUGGUGGUGAUUUUGGUGGUGACUCUAAAGGUGGAAACGUUGGUGUUGAGAUCAGAGGUGACAAUGAAGGUAAGGUUGAUGGUGAAAAUAAUAUUGGUGAGAUAGGAGGUAAGGAUGGUGAUGAAUCAAGAGGUGAUAAUGAUGGUGACUCUAGUGGUGGCAACAAUGGUGGUGACUUAGGAGGUGACAAUGGUGGUGAUAUUGGCGGUGACACAAAAGGUGGAAACACUGGUGUUGAGAUUGGAGGUGACACUGGAGGUAACAUUGAAGGCGACAAUAAUGGUGGUGAGGUAGGAGGUAAUGAUGGUGGUGAAUUAGGAGGUUUUAAUGAUGGUGACUCUAAAGGUGGCAACAAUGGUGAUAACAUAGGAGGUGAUAACGGUGGUAAGUCAGGAGGUGGUAUUAGUGGUGACUCUAAAGGUGGGAACUUUGGUGGUGAGACUGAGGGUGACAAUGGAGGUAACGUUAAGGGCGAUAAUAGUGGUGGCGAGAUCGGUGAUAAUGAUGGUGGUAACUCAAGAGGUGAUAAUGGUGGUGAUUCUAGAGGUGACAAUAAUGGUGGUGUGAUAGGAGAUGAUAAUGGUGGUGAGUCGGGAGAUGAUAAUGGCGGUGACUCUAGAGGUGACAACAUUGGUAGUGAGACCAAAGGUGACAAUGGAGGUAAAAUUGAAGGUGACAAUAAUGGUGGUGAGAUAGGAGAUAAAAAUGGUGAUAAAUCAGGAGAUGAUAAUGGUGGUGACUCUGUAGGUGACAGUGACGGUGGUGAAAUGAAAGGUGAUAAUGUUGGUGACUCUAUAGGUGCAAACAAUGGUGGUGACAUAGAAGGUGAUAAUGGUGGUGACUCUAGCGGUGACAACAAUGGUGGUAACACAGGAGGUGAUAAUGAUGGUGACUUUAGCGGUGGCAACAAUGGUGGUGACACGGUAGGUGAUAAUGGUUGUGAGUCAGGAGGCGAUAUCGACGGUGACUUUAGUGGCGAAAACACUGGUGUUGAGACUAGAGGUGACAAUGGAGGUAAUGUUGAAGGUGGCAACAAUGGUGGUGACUCUAGUGGUGGCAAUAACGAUGGCGAAAUAGAAGGAGAUAACGGUGCUGAGUCAGGAGGUACUGAUGGUGACUUUAAAGGAGAGAAUAUCAGUGUUGAGGGGGAAGGUGACAAUGUAGGUAAUGUUGAGGGCGGUUGUAGUAUUGGUGAGAUAGGAGGUAACGAUGGUUGUAAGUCAGGAGGUGAUAAUAGUGGUGACUCUAGAGGUGGCAAAAGCGGCGGUGAGAUUGAAGGUGAUAAUGAUGGUGAGAUAGGAGGUGAUAUUAGCGGUGACUCUAGAGGUGAUAACAUUGGUGGUGAGUCUGAAGGUGAUAGUGGAGGUAAUGUAGACGGUGAUAAUAGUGGGGGUGAGAUAGGAGGCAACAAUGGUUGUAGGUUAGGUGAUGAUAAUGGUGGAGACUCUAAAGGUGAAAAUAUUGGUGGUAAGGUAAAAGGUGGUAAUGCUGGUGAGUCAGGUGGUGAUAGUGGUAGUGAAUCAGAAGGUGAUAAUGGCGGUAAUUCUAAAGGUGACAACAUUGGUGAUGAGGCCAAAGGUGACAAUGGAGGUAACAUAAAGGGUGGUAGUAGUGGUGGUGAGGUAGGAGGUAAUGAUGGUGAUAAUUCUGGAGGUAGUAACAGUGGUGAGAUAGGAGGUGAUAAGGGUGGUGAGCCGGGAGGCGAUAAUGGCGAUGACUCUAAAGGUGGCAAUGUUGGUUGUGAGAUCGGUGGUGAUAAUGGAGGUAAGGUUGAGGGUGGAAAUAGUGAAGGCGAGAUAGGAGGUAAGGAUGGUAAUGAUUCAGUAGGUGAUAAUGAUGGUGACUUUAGAGGUGAUAUUAAAGGUGGUGAGAUAAGAGGUGAAAAUGGUUGUGAUUUGGAAGGUGAUGAUGAGGGUGACUUUAGGGGUGACAACAUUGGUGAUAAGACUGAAGGUGACAACGGAGGUAAUGUUGAAGGUGGCAAUAGUGUUGAUGAGAUAGGAGGUAAUGAUGUUGGUGAGUUGGGAGGUAAUAGUGGUGAUGACUCUAAAGGUGGCAAUAAUGGUGGUGGGAUAGGAGGUGACAAUGUUGGUGAGUUAGAAGGUGAUGAUUGUGGAGAAUCUAGAGGUGACAACAUUGAUGGUGAGAUCAAAGGUGACAAUGGAGGUAAUGUUGAGGGUGGCAAUGAUGGUGGUGAGAGAGGAGGUAAUGAUGGGGAUGAGUUAAAAGGUGAUAACAAUGGUGAUCCUAAAGGUGUCAACAAUGAUGGUGAGAUCGAAGGUGAUAAUGAAGGUAAUGUUGAGGGCGACAAUUCUGGUGUUGAUAUAGGAGGUAAUAGUGGUGGUGGUGGUGGUGGUGGUGGUGAUGGUGAUGGUGGUGGUGGUGGUGAUGAUGGAGGUGGUGGAGGUGGUACACGACGUGGUGGGGGUGGUGGUGGUGGUGAUUUAUGUGAUACUGGUGGUUUCUUAGGAGGUGGUACACGACGUAGUGGGGGUGGUGGUGGUGACUUAUGUGAUAUUGGUGGUUUUUUAGAAUGUGGUGGAGGUGGUACACGACGAGGUAGGGGUGGUGGGGGUGAUUUGUGUGAUACUGGUGGUUUUUUAGGAUGUGGUGGUUGUUCGUGA
Molecule: messenger RNA, 4086 nt
Organism: Vigna radiata var. radiata (mung bean)
Lineage: Eukaryota; Viridiplantae; Streptophyta; Magnoliopsida; Fabales; Fabaceae
Exons: 2
Coding region: 46-4086 (1346 amino acids)
Source: RefSeq, a predicted model, not a curated record